Molecule: messenger RNA, 462 nt
Organism: Aspergillus brunneoviolaceus CBS 621.78
Lineage: Eukaryota; Fungi; Ascomycota; Eurotiomycetes; Eurotiales; Aspergillaceae
Exons: 1
Coding region: 1-462 (153 amino acids)
Source: RefSeq, a predicted model, not a curated record
AUGCAUGCAUUGGAGAUCCCGCGGAAUGCAGAAAGAGAAAGACAUAAAAAGAGGUAUGUCAAUUCCCCUUACUGCUUCGCACAACAAAAGAACCGAUCCCGAAUCGAGUUUCAUGGAGAGACUAUCCAUACAGACGACGGGCUCCUCCAGCCUCAUCUCUCACUGCCGCAUACAAAAAACGGCCCACUCGCAGAAAUGGUCACCGAACUGAGAGCGUUGGUCUUGGGACUAACCGUCUCCAAAGCAUAUGGCACUGCAGUCAAUUCUACAAUCCAAAAGAAGCAGGCAGUCUUCCAUCCACUACUAGAUAUCCCCAUGAACAAUAUAUACACCAAAAUACUUUCUUCUCUCGCCUGCGAUGUGAUGGCGAGUGACCUGGGAUAUCCCCAACUUUACAUCUUAGGAAGAUUGCCCGUCCGGUACACUACAUCGGAAUCGAGCGCACUGCGGCGAGCAACUUAG